GGUUAUAAAAUUGAAAUUGUAGAAAGCCGGUGGUAAAUUUUGGCUGCAUUUGGUGGUUCGUUUGUGAUAAUCGUUUCUUAUAGUUUGGUAUAUAUUUAAUAAGUUAAAAUUAUUGAUUGCCAUCAUGGAGCUCGAAGGGGCCAAUUUAAUUACACUCAGUGAUUAUUUACAUCGUACCCUGAGUCCAGAUGUAGAUUUCAGAAGACCCGCUGAAAAAUUCUUGGAAUCAAUCGAGGGAAAUCAGAAUUAUCCGGCGUUGUUAUUGCACCUAGUUGAGAAACAGGACAUUGAUUUAACAAUUAGGAUAGCUGGCGCCGUAGCCUUCAAAAACUACAUCAAACGUAAUUGGAAAAUUGACGAAGAUGGAGUUGAUAAAAUUCACGCCCAGGACCGCGAAGCAAUAAAGAAACUAAUAGUAAACCUCAUGCUGCAUUCGCCGGACUCGAUUCAAAAGCAACUGUCAGACGCAGUAUCAAUAAUUGGACGUCAUGACUUUCCAAACAAGUGGCCAGAUCUCAUCGACCAAAUGGUGGACAAAUUCAAUACAGGAGACUUUCACAUUAUCAAUGGAGUCCUCCACACAGCCCAUUCUCUCUUCAAACGUUAUCGCUACGAAUUCAAGAGCCAAACACUCUGGGAGGAGAUUAAAUUCGUCCUCGAUAAAUUUGCCAAGCCCCUGACUGAUCUGUUCCUGGCAACCAUGAAUCUCACCCAAGUUCAUGCUAAUAAUGUAGACGCUCUCAAGGUCAUUUAUAACUCACUAACGAUCCUGAGCAAAGUUUUCUACUCAUUAAACUUCCAAGAUUUGCCAGAAUUUUUUGAAGAUAAUAUAGAAAUAUGGAUGGGAAAUUUUCACACUUUGUUAACUACUGAUGUUCCCCUUCUGAAAACCGAUGAUGACGAAGAAGCUGGAGUAAUCGAACAACUUAAAUCACAAGUUUGUGAUAAUAUUGUUCUUUACGCUCAAAAGUACGACGAAGAGUUUCAGAAUUAUGUUCCUAAAUUCCUGGAGGCCAUCUGGGCUUUGCUCAACUGCACAGGCCAGCAACCGAAGUACGAUGCACUUGUUUCUAACUCACUCCAAUUUUUGGUGACGGUUGCUGAUAGAGAUCAAUACAGGCCCCUCUUUGAAGAGCCCCAAAAUCUCAGGAACAUCUGUACAAAUCUCAUCACGCCGAACAUCGAGUUCAGGGAAUCUGAUAAUGAACUGUUUGAGGAUAAUCCUGAGGAGUACAUCAGAAGGGAUAUUGAGGGAAGUGAUGUUGAUACUAGACGGAGAGCUGCUUGUGAUCUUGUUAAGGUUCUGGCCAAGUAUUUUGGGGCCAAAGUUAUGGAGAUUUUCGGUGUUUUUAUUAUGGAACGUUUAGCCGAAUACGCAGCAAAGCCCUCCGAGAACUGGCGUAAGAAAGACGCAGUAAUCUACUUGGUAACCUCCAGUGCAAGUAGAGGUCAAACUCAAAAGCAUGGAGUGACUCAGAGCAAUGAAUUCGUACCUCUACCUCAAUUUGCUUCCCAGCAUAUUCAGCCAGAGCUGGCAAGACCAAACAUCAACGAAUUUCCGGUUCUCAAAGCUGACGCCAUAAAAUUCAUGAUGACCUUUAGGUCAAUUCUCCCACGAGAAUUAGUUAUAGGGAGUCUACCCCAUAUGAUCAGACACCUAACAGCGUCAAGCCCAGUGGUCCACAGCUACGCAGCCUGCGCCAUCGAGAAAAUCCUUGCUCUGAGAGGUCCCAAUAACGCCGUUAUCGUGAAAGGCGAAGAAAUUGCUCCGCUUGCUGCUGAUCUCCUCAAAGGUCUCUUCGCUCUUCUGGAACUAUCAGGAUCGGGGGAGAACGAGUACGCGAUGAAAGCAAUCAUGAGAAGCUUUGGAACUCUGAAGGAGAACAUUGUGCCAUUCCUGGGAGAUCUUCUGCCAAAAUUAACAGAGAAGCUGUCAAUUGUCGCCAGAAACCCCAGCAGACCGAAUUUCAAUCACUACCUCUUCGAAACUUUGGGUCUCUCUAUCAGAAUCGUCUGCAAGACCAAUCCAGAGGCGGUCAUUUCCUUCGAGCAAGUUCUCUUCCCAAUUUUCCAAGGAAUUCUCCAGCAAGAUGUCCAGGAGUUUAUGCCUUAUGUUUUCCAAAUUCUGGCACUUCUACUAGAGCUUCGCACUGGACAGGAAGUACCUGAGCCUUAUAUGGCCUUGUUUCCUUGUCUCUUGGCACCAGUUCUUUUUGAAAGACAGGGAAACAUUCAUCCUCUCAAUCGACUUCUGCAGGCAUUUGUCAGUCAUGGAGCACAUCAGAUUAUCACACAGGACAAGACCAGUGGACUACUUGGAGUCUUUCAGAAGCUCAUUGCUUCGAAGGCAAAUGAUCACGAAGGAUUUUUACUGAUGCAGACCAUAAUUGAGCAUUUUCCUGCCAAUAUUCUGGAGCCGUUCAUGAAGCAAAUAUUUGUUCUGCUAUUUCAACGACUCUCUUCCACCAAGACUACGAAGUUCGUGAAAGGACUCAUCGUCUUUUUCGCAUAUUAUAUCAUCAGGUAUGGAGCUUCGGCGUUCAUCACGAUGAUCGAUCAGAUCCAACCGCAGAUGUUUGGAAUGGUGCUGGAGCGAGUUGUCAUUACAGAUUUACAGAAAGUCUCUGGGGAGAUUGAAAGGAAGGUUGCAGCUGUAGGAAUGUCCAAUCUACUUAUCGAUUGUCCGGCGAUGAUUGAGAGUCCUUAUAAUAUGUUUUAUCCAAAACUUUUGGCUACGCUAGUGGAGUUUUUUGAAUUACCCCAGGAUGAAAGCUCUUUGCCUGAAGACAUGCUCAUGCCGGAAAUCGAUGACAAUCCUGGGUAUCAGGCGGCCUAUAGCCAACUCAUUUGCGCCAGAAAUCCGAGGAAAGAUCCACUUGCAGCUGUUGGUGAUGUACGGUUGCACCUUGCCCAAGGCCUCGGUCGACUACCCCCAGGACAGCUUCCCGGUCUUCUCGGACAAAUUCCAGAACCCAACGCCAAUCAUCUGCGAACUUACUUGCAAACUGCUGGCAUAACUGUUGCAUAAUACGAAAUUAACGUUCGUCAAAAAUUGAAGUUACACUUAAUGUCACGUAAAUUCAAUAAUAUCGAACUUGACAAACUGUAAUCAAUAGAAUGAAAAAAACUGAAACAAUGUGAAAA
Messenger RNA from Diachasmimorpha longicaudata, 3144 nucleotides. It is a transcript of the gene Cse1, whose product is annotated as exportin-2. Gene Ontology annotation, molecular function: nuclear export signal receptor activity; small GTPase binding. Gene Ontology annotation, cellular component: nuclear envelope; cytosol. Gene Ontology annotation, biological process: protein export from nucleus; protein import into nucleus. NCBI's taxonomy places the organism in Eukaryota, Metazoa, Arthropoda, Insecta, Hymenoptera, Braconidae. The coding region runs from base 125 to 3028 and encodes 967 amino acids. The record is from RefSeq and is a predicted model, not a curated record. The transcript has 5 exons.